Molecule: messenger RNA, 1842 nt
Organism: Nyctereutes procyonoides (raccoon dog)
Lineage: Eukaryota; Metazoa; Chordata; Mammalia; Carnivora; Canidae
Gene: NEU1
Product: neuraminidase 1
Exons: 6
Coding region: 86-1333 (415 amino acids)
Biological process (GO): oligosaccharide catabolic process; ganglioside catabolic process
Cellular component (GO): membrane; lysosome; cytoplasm
Molecular function (GO): exo-alpha-sialidase activity
Source: RefSeq, a predicted model, not a curated record
GGCGUGCCGAGGGCCUGGUCAGCUGACCCGCUGCAGCCCCAGUCUAGCCGCGGGCGCCCGAGUCCCGGCGGCCAAGGACCGGGCGAUGGCGGGUCGGCCCGGCGCAGCGCUCCCGGGCAGACCCGGGGGCCCGCGGAUGCCGAGGCGCUGGGGCGGCUGGCGGGUUCGGGCACUCGCCGCGACCUUCCUGCUGCUGUGGCCGCUGGCCGGGUUGGGGGCUGGGAUAAAGAACGACUUCAGUCUGGUUCAGCCGCUGGUCACCAUGGAGCAGCUGCUGUGGGUGAGCGGCAGGCAGAUCGGUAACGUGCACACCUUCCGAAUCCCGCUCAUUACGGCCACUCCUCGGGGUACUCUCCUUGCCUUCGCUGAGGCGAGGAAAAUGUCCACGUCGGAUGAAGGGGCCAAGUUCAUCGCUCUCCGGAGAUCCACUGACGAGGGCAGCACGUGGUCUCCAACAGCCUUCAUCGUAAAUGAUGGGGAGACCCCAGAUGGGCUGAACCUUGGGGCAGUGGUGAGCGAUAUGGAGACAGGAGUGGUAUUCCUUUUCUAUUCCCUCUGUGCUCACAAGGCUGGCUGCCAGGUGGCCUCCACCAUGUUGGUGUGGAGCAAAGAUGAUGGUGUUUCCUGGAGCCCACCUCGGAAUCUCUCCUUGGAUAUCGGCACUGAGAUGUUUGCCCCUGGACCAGGCUCUGGCAUUCAGAAGCGGCGCGAUCCGCGGAAGGGCCGCCUCAUCGUGUGUGGCCAUGGGACGCUGGAGCGGGAUGGGGUCUUCUGCCUCCUCAGUGAUGACCAUGGCGCCUCCUGGCGGUAUGGUAGCGGCGUCAGCGGCAUCCCGUAUGGCCAGCCCAAGCGGGAGAACGAUUUCAACCCUGACGAGUGCCAGCCCUAUGAGCUCCCAGAUGGCUCAGUCAUCAUCAACGCCCGCAACCAGAACAACUACCACUGCCACUGCCGAAUAGUCCUCCGCAGCUACGAUGCCUGUGACACGAUCCGGCUGCGAGAUGUGACCUUUGACCCUGAGCUGGUAGAUCCUGUGGUGGCUGCUGGGGCUGUAGCCACCAGCUCUGGCCUUGUCUUCUUCUCCAAUCCAGCCCACCCAGAAUUCCGAGUGAACCUGACCCUGCGCUGGAGCUUCAGUAAUGGUACCUCGUGGCGGAAGGAGACAGUCCAGCUGUGGCCAGGCCCCAGUGGCUACUCCUCACUGGCUGCCCUGGAGGGCAGUGUGGGCGGGAAGGACCAGGCCCCCCAGCUCUACGUCCUGUAUGAGAAAGGCCGGAACCAGUACACAGAGAGCAUUUCCCUGGCCAAAGUCAGUGUCUAUGGCACACUCUGAGCUGUACGCCUGCCACAGAAUUGGGAGGCCUCGGACAUUGUCCUCAGGACCCUGGGCCCAUGGAGGAUCUGCUAGAGAUCCCUAAAAGACAGUUCCAUCUUCCUUGAGACUCUAGCCUCUUGCACAGCCAGUUUCUCUUUCACUCUGUUAGGACUGCAACUCUGGCUUCCUGCACACAGGAAGUCCUGCCCUCACUCUAGAGUACUUCCCUGCACAUCCUUGCUGGCUCUGGCCCCCUACCCCUUCUGCCUUCCUGGGGUGAUGAUUGUUCCUUUGUUUAGGCAGGGCUAGGCAGGCCUGUAGAAUUGAAUAAAUGUGAACUCAGGGAGUUGGGGAAGGCUGAGCUUCCUCUCCAGGGUAGCUAUGGAGCGGGUUGGUGAAAGUCCUGGAAGGGCAAUAUUUGGAUUCAGGGUAAAGAACUAGGUGCACCACCCACCUUGACUAUUUAUAAAUCGAAAUAUUUGUAACUUAAACAUUUUUAAUGAAGGAGGAGGAGCAUUUGUACAGUC